AUCUGCCUCGUUUGGAAUUUAUGAUUUUUCUAUAAAACGGCUUCAGAUGGCAAUUACUUUAUGAUAUUUUACUAUAUUUUAAGCAACGUAUUAUAUUUUUACGUUUAAAGAACGAGUUGCUUUUUUAGUUUGUGUCGUUUGUGGCACUGAGUCGGUGAAAUUAGUAAUGAUAACGAGCUGAUAACGAACACUGAUAAUAGCCACGAAAACAAUAAUUUUAUUAUUAAUUAUUAAGGAUUACCUUCUGAUUUUUAGUUGUAUUAGCCCUUUUUUUUUUACAUAGGUAUAGUUACUAGUCAACAGACGCCUCCCAGCCCCAAUACUUGAUAAUCUCAUAAAUUAAAUAAUUUAAAUAAUAAUGAAUUUGCUUUUUUCUUAAAGUCGACCGUGCAUAAUCGUGAGGAUAUGAUUGUAUAUGCUUUAAUUUUAAGAAGUCGGGAUCUCUUACCACUGACUUCCACUACUAAUUAUCAAUGCAGUAAUGGCGAAAGUGCCAUUGACUUAAAACUGAUUAACAAAAUCGUAAAAAAUGUGCUGAAAAGACCCAAUACGCCGAAAAAUAAAUGUUUUCUACGAACCAACGAGAAGAUCUACUAGUAUGUAUAUUAUCAGUUCAAAAUUUCAAUGCUUAUUAUUUACGGUACUUAACGAUAUUUCAAUCAAAUUCGUAUGUUGGGCAUUGUUAUUUGAUUAAUUUUUCCAGUUAUUUGUAGGUAUUUUCCAUAGCAGUGUGGAGUUGAAACUUUUGUGAUUGUAAAAGUUGGAGUAAUUCAAACAUUUCUAUCGGUUUAGCGACUAAACAAAUGGACCAAUUGUGUCUAUAUUAGAAACAGUAGAAUAAUAUUUUUUUUUUUCAAAUAAUGUUUUGGAAGUGUUGGUAACUUUUUUAUACCUUGCUUAGAAGAGGCCUUGGGUGUUACAUUUAAUUACAUAUCUUUCUAUAUUUACUUUCAAUUUAAAAAUAAUAUAUUUUCCUAUAUACAUUCUAAUUGAUAGUUACAAUUUAAAUAAUAAAAAGUAAUUAUUAUGUGAUCAAAUAAAUAACUAUUCAACAUUUAUUUUAGCUUUUUACCAUGUCUAAAUAUAAUUUGCAUGGGAAUGUGCAUUCCUUCAUACCCUCAAGUAUUAGCUUACAGCUUUUUAGAAGAACUAGCUGGAGAGUUUACAAAAAAAUAUGAUCGUUAUAAAGUUGAACAAGCAUUAAGGCCAUACAAUCUUAUUGAAUUUGGUAUUUAUAUUUAUAUAAUUCUAUAUAUUUAAAAUUAAUUUAAAAUUUGUAUUAUUUAGAUGCUACAAUACAUCCUAUUCAGCAAACCUAUAAUAAACCACAACAGCUGACUUCCAGAAUUAAUUUGGCUGAAAUCACUCGUGAUAUUUCGUUAGAUCCACCUCAAGAAGUGUUUAUCGUUGAAACCAAUUCUAGUAAUAACAUUUGUACGCCACAGGUCAUUCCGCCAACUGUUAGAGGUAAUGUUUUAUGUUUAAUACUAUGAACAUUAAAUCUAAUUUUUUUAUAGAAAAUAAUAUGGAUAUGGUUAAAAACAAAAGCCUAACAUACUUUGAGUAGAUUAUUGUCUAAUGUAGCCCACAGAGAUUCAAGUCUGUAGAUUAUGUAAUAAUAUUUUAAAUAUGGCGAUUAUUGCAAUCAUUACACUCAUAGUUUAAACAUAAAUAUUUGUAACUAAAAUUUUUUCAUAAUUUUCAGUGUAUUUAAGUGAACAAUUUUAAUAAUUAAUUCAAAGAAAAGAUCUUAUAAAUUCAUGAUUUUUGAUGGUACUGCAAUAUAAAUAAUAUUUUUUUUUUCAAACUAAUCAUUGUAAAAUGAAUGGUUCUAUUGUUUCAUUAAACAUUAAAACAAUAAUUAGAAGUGUUUUCAUUUGAACUUUUCUCUGAUUAAUUUUAUAUUUCAUUGUAUUGGUUGUAUACAAUUAUCAUUAAUAUAUUUUAGGUUUUGAGCAGAGAUAGGAAGCAGUUAAAUUUAAAAUUCUGUUUUACAAAUGAACAAAUAUUCAACAUGUCUUUUUCCCAGUAAUUAUAUAAGAAAUUUAAAAGUAAUUUAAAAGAAAGAAAAAUAGUAUUUUAAACAAUUUUAAAAUUGUUUCCAAAUGAAAUGUUUUAUCUUCAAUUUUUAUUUGUAAACAAUUUAUUAUAAGCUUGUACAUUAUUGAAACACUAUACUCAAUAGGCAGCGUAAAGUAUGUCUUGAUUUUUUACAAUUAAGAUAAUAUUAUGUUGCUCUAAUAAUAAUUAAUAAUAUUUUGUUAAAAAUAAAUGACAAUGUAUUUAAUUUUUUUCAGUUGGACCAUUGCCUACAUUAGAACCUUUAUCUUUCAUAGAUAAAGCAUCAAUAGUAUUUACUUUUUGUUUAAUAUUAAAUAGUGUUCUCAUGGUUAUGGAUACAUUGAGGAGUUUAACAACUGAGGUAUGAAUUAUUUAUGUCAAACUUUUUAGUGUAUUGUUAAUGUGCUCAUAUUAUAUUUAUGUAUUGACUUUUGUAAAUAUGACCAGGAUAAAACCAAAUAAAUUUAAGAAUGAAUUAAGAUAAUAGUAAUUAUUGUUCUUUACUGUUUUAGGAAGAUAAUUCGUUGGAUACUGGUUGGCUUCAUUUUUGUAGUAUUUUUUUCCGAUUAGCUCAAAUAUAUGUUCUCACACACAAACAAAUGUAUCGGUCGAAAAAAGGAUGGACAUUGUUCUUAGUGUUAUUAGGUUUCGAUUGGUUAUUGUAUUUCACUGACACACUUUGGGAGGUGAUUUUAGUAUUUUUAAUUACUACACUGACACAUUCAUGUAUUCUUCGAAGAAAAAUUGCCAAUAAGUUACCACAAUAUCAGAUUUGAGUUUAUAAAGAAUAUAGGUAAACUCACAUUUUAAUUUAUCUUGUAAUUUUUAUUUUAUUUAUUUAUUUUCAUUUAUAUAGAUAAACAUAUUGAAUAAUAUAGUCUUGUCUUGUUCAAAUCUGGUUCUAAUAAUUUGUUAGAGAUUUCAUUAAAUAAUGCUAAUGGAGUAUUAUUUUUAAACUUAAUCACAUUGCUUUAUGGUGGAACUAAGUAUUCAUAAAUUAUUUUUUGUAGUACAUAUAUGUAAUAUGACAUGAUUUUUUAAUUACAUAUUUGGUUGGAUCAGGAUAAUCUUUAACACGUUGACUGCACACGUAUUUGCAAGUUUUCACUCCAGUGCGUACAGAACUUUUUAAUCAUGCUAAUUAAUAAUCAAAUAUCAUUUAGCCACGCACAUGGAAUACCAAAUUUUUUAUAUUAUAUGUAUAUUGGAUGGCAAAUGACGUUAAAUGAGUUGUUGAACAAUCCUUAUGACUCCAUAACCGUAACCAGCAUUGGUAUACAGUCAACAUGUUAAGUUCUAAACCAGUGUUUCUCAAUCUGGGGAAGGAAAGGUGUAAACACAUUGCAGGGGAGGUGUGAGUAUUUACAUUUACCAUGUACAUUUUAUAUAAAAGAGGAAAAAUUGAAAAAAAAAAAUAAUGACCAGUUAAAGCGUAGCACUAAAACAAAAAUAAUAAUCGUAAUUUUAAAAAUUUUCGUGCCGCCACCCCGUAUAUAAAUACAUUGUUAUUUAAAUAAAACAUAAAAAUUGCUUGGAUAUCAAAUCAGAUAUGAGGGGCUGUCUCCAAUAUCAAGCUAAAUAUAAAAAAAAUUGUCCAAAAAAAAGUAUUGUCAACUUCAUAUUUAUAUUAAUUGGUUAUAACAUUAUUAUUAAUUUAUAAUUAUUAUCAUCAAUAAAAAAAAAUGGUCUUUAUGGAUAUUGAGUAAAUUAAUUUAUAAAGAAUACAAAAAAAAAGUUAUUCAUUUUUUUAAAUUUGUAGAUAGGGGCGUGCGGUUUUUAAAAAAUCUACUAAGGGGACGUAGAAUAAAAAGGUUAAGAAUCACUAUUCCAAACAGUCUUGAGUAAAUUUUUUGAGUGCGAUGAAAUGUACAAGUAUUUGGGUUUAAUAUUAUUAUUGUAUGAUCAGACUUAAAUGAAUCGUCAUGUGUCAAAAAUAUUUCAUAAUCAGAAAUAAGCGAUUUAAUAUAUCGAGCAAUAAUAUGCUAUCUGUGUCUUAGUCUAGUACAAAAUAUAGGUACAGACUCUUUGGAAUAUAAAAGUAAAAUAGAUGAUUAACUAAUUUCAAAUUUUAUGAACCUUUCCAUCGAAGUUUAUAUCUUAAAUUUGUAUUGAAAUUCUGUUCUUUAUAUUCAAAUUAAACAUUUUUGUAUAAUUACAAUAAUUUUCUCUUUUUAUAUAAAAAUUACAAGAUAAAACAAAUCUUACUGCCUUAAUAUGUAUUGUUGAUUAUUAUUACUGCUCUUAUUGUGAUAAAAAAAUGUUGAUUUUUAAAUGUUAUAUCGUAGAAUUGAAUUUGAUAUUUUGAUAAUGUUAUGUAUAUUAUUAUACAGUAGAAUGCUGAUUAUCCAAACUAUACAAAUUAAACACAACAAGAGUUAUAUAUUUAUUAUGUUUAUUAUAAAUUUAUAUUGUAUAUAUUUUUAUUAAUAUUAUAUUUUAAGAAUAGUAAUUGCUAAAAAAAGAACAAAAUACCUGUAAAAAUAUAAUAUAUAAAUGUUUUUAUAAAAAAGUAACUAAGUACAAAACUGACAUGGUUUAAUAUUUCAAAGUCAUGAAAAAGAUUAAAUUUUAGUCUGCUUUAUUGUCAACUUGUUCUAUGUGAUAGUCUGGAUAAAUCAGACAAAGUCGGGUUAAAUGACAGAUAAUCUGCCUUCUACUGUAUUUGUAAAUUUAAGUACAUAAUAUUAUGUUGUAUUCAAUUACAAUAUCAAAUAUUUUCGGGAUUGUUUUUAUGAAAAAUUGACCUAAUAUUAAAAGACUGACCUUACCCAUAUGAUUCUGUUCCAAGUUUCUUUCAAAGUAUUUCGUUAAAAAUUACUAUUUUUCUGCCAGAAAAAUAGUUCAGUUUAUUUAUACUGUUUUAAUUUACUGGAAAUACAAGGAGGGUCAGAUAAUUAAUGUUAGAUCAAUAUUUUAUUUUUAUGUAAAAUUUAAUAUUUUGUUAUAUAUAUAUAUAUAUAUAUAUUUUUUUUUUAUAUUAAAACAUCUAUUUGUGUAAACAAUGUAAUUUUCUAAAAUAUAGUUUUGAUAUAAACUAUUAAUAUUUUUGUAAAAUCGAUAAAUGUACCUAAUUAUAUAAACAUAAUUAUGUUAACACAAACCAAAUAAAUAAUUUAUAACAUGUUUUAAGUCAUGGUCAUAUUUUAUCUAGAACCUAUUUAUUUGU
This is a messenger RNA of Cinara cedri, 5227 nucleotides long. The record is from the annotation of a GenBank genome assembly. NCBI's taxonomy places the organism in Eukaryota, Metazoa, Arthropoda, Insecta, Hemiptera, Aphididae.